AUGAACAAACUCAAUCCACUGGAGAUCCAGCACCAGGACCCUCGGAUACUACUCAAGCACUCAAAUACGAAGAUCGACCUCGAAAGCUUUCCUCAGGAGACUCUGCUCAAAAACCUCGCCAGACUGUUCGAUAGGAUUACUAGGAGGAAUGACCAUCUCAACCAUUCCAGAAGGAGACCGGCAACACCAUCCAGCGAACUGGGACGACGCCAGGAACAGAUCAGACUCAUCCACUUCCAAAACCUAAACAAUCAGACACGUUCGCUCUACUCGGCGCUGGACGAGCCGAGCUGCUUGCCAUCGACCAGCCACAGCAAGAACCAGCUGACGACGGCCUCGCUCGAGCUGCUCUCCAAGCCCAACUCGAUCCUCACCUUCCACGCCAAGAUCGUCCCCCAGAUCUCCAUCGAAGCCUAUCUGCUCCGGAUCCUCAAAUACUGUCCCACCUCCAACGGCGUCUUUCUCUCGACGCUCAUCUAUCUCGACAGGCUCUGCACUUUCUACCAUCGCCACUGCAAACAACAGCAGCAGCGGCCGUCGUCAAUAAAGAAGAAGAGAUGGAAUCUCCCCGCGACUCCGCUCGCCCCUUUCAACUUCCAUUUCGUCAUCGAUUCCUGGAACGUUCAUCGGUUCCUGAUCGCCUCGAUCACCGCCGCAAGCAAGCUACUAAGCGACGUCUUCUACACCAACUCGCGUUAUGCCAAGGUUGGCGGGCUGCCGUUGGAAGAGCUCGAGGAGCUGGAGAUCAAGUUCCUGUUGAUGAGCGACUUUCGGCUGAUGAUCAGUGCCUCCGAGUUCGAGGACUACACGGAAAGACUCCUAGGACCUCGGCGGAGCGGCCCGUCAUCAUCGUCGUGUGUAUCAACGACGGAGGACGAGGAGGAGUGGGAUGGGUCGAGGGGGGAGGAGUCGGUGGAGAGCGACGGGGAGCAGGAAACGGACACGGACGAACACGCACACCUCGGCCAUACGCCCGUCUUGCGCCCCCAUCCGGACACCCUCAUCCAUUCCUCCUCCGCCGAUUCCGUCUCCUCUUGUAACUCCUCCGAACGCAGCUCGUGCUCUACUAUCACCCCCAAUUCGCCCCCUCCCCCUCAGCCCCCUCCGCCGACUACCACAAGCCCGAAAACCCCGCCCUGCGGCCCACUCCCGACCACGCCCAGAUCGUCGUUCCCACUCCCUCCUGCGCAUUCCUAA
Puccinia triticina is the source of this 1197-nucleotide messenger RNA. RefSeq lists its product as uncharacterized. Bases 1 to 1197 code for a protein of 398 amino acids. NCBI's taxonomy places the organism in Eukaryota, Fungi, Basidiomycota, Pucciniomycetes, Pucciniales, Pucciniaceae. Gene Ontology annotation, molecular function: cyclin-dependent protein serine/threonine kinase regulator activity; protein kinase binding. Gene Ontology annotation, biological process: regulation of cyclin-dependent protein serine/threonine kinase activity. The record is from RefSeq and is a predicted model, not a curated record. Gene Ontology annotation, cellular component: nucleus; cyclin-dependent protein kinase holoenzyme complex. The transcript is spliced from 5 exons.